AUGACGUGCAUUACCGGCUUCUACGAAGGUCGCUAUGUGGAGGUCCGUUGGGACCCAGCAGACUUCUGGCACUAUUGGAAGAUGCCGGGGGACAUGCAGAUCCCGGCCAGGUUUGGGCUAUGCAUCCCCAAGGGCCGGUGCAAGGAGUGGGCGGUGAAGUGGCUGCUGGCACCUUUGCUGUGGGUCUACAAGCACAACGAUGGCCCUGACAAGGUGAAUCACCACGAAGUCUUUCACCGCGCGGAGCUUCUGGCGAGAUCGACGCGGCCACCCGGCCGGCCCACCCUGGUGCAGGGCACGCUGCACAAGGAGCAGAUCUACGACCGGGCGAUGCGGGAGCUGGAGCAGGCGGUGGACCGCACUUCGAAGACCAGCGGGUUGCUGUGCAUCGUGGGCCACCUGCGGAGCUUCGGGGAGGAGGUGGUGCAUCAAAGUCUCCGGAAGAAUGUCAUCGACGCGCUGGGCUUCUCAGAGCAGCGCACGGUGCUGGUGACCGAGUUCGGGCGCCACACGCCGCAAGAGGAGCAGAGCCAGAACCCCUGGCGCAGCUGGGCGGAGAUGGCGCCGGCGCUGGAAGCUGUGGCGAUGUGGUCGUGAACGUGCCUGUGCAGGUGGAAGGACAUCCGCCGGGCCGCCGCUGCCACGCCAAGUACCCCAUGGCAUGCAAUGCCCAGUGGCGGCGCCUGGAGCUGUGCCAAGAGCAGCUGCUGAGCUUUGAGCUGCAACGUGGAGCGCCAGUGGACUGGGUGGUGCGAUUGCGCACAGACAUGAUCUUCAGCAUUGCUUUGGGUGACAUUCGCACCUUCGACCCUGAGCGUGUGCACUUGCCAGUGGGCAGCUGGACGGAUGCCCACGAUACUUUUGCCAUCAUUCCUCGUCGGUAUGCUGAUGUAUACUUCGGUACGCGGCACUAUGCGGGCACAGACUUCUGCUGGGUCUCGCCCAGAAAGGACAUCAGGUCGGAUGAUUGCUGCCACCGGCUGAAGCUCCAGCUCCUGAAGCACCAGGUCCCAGUGCAGCGCUUCGCGCUGCUCUGGCAGCCCUGGGAG
Molecule: messenger RNA, 1049 nt
Organism: Effrenium voratum
Lineage: Eukaryota; Dinophyceae; Suessiales; Symbiodiniaceae
Source: the annotation of a GenBank genome assembly